AUGGACAGUUUACCUCUGAGCCGUUUGUUCCCUAAUUUUCUGAGAAAUACGAAAAUUAUUGUUCCUCUUUUGUUGCAGAUAUUAAACGUAACCGAACAGGAAUUUUUUGACGGAAUGGGGGUUUUCUUUGUCAGCUUCGUAGCUCAGUAUGGAUACGAUCGCGUUUUGUCGGUGCUUGGACGACAUAUGAGGGAUUUUUUGAAUGGACUAGAUAAUUUACAUGAAUAUUUAAAAUUUUCCUACCCGAAAAUGCAGGCGCCCAGUUUUAUAUGCGAAAACGAAAGUAGGAAAGGUCUAACUUUACAUUAUAGAAGUAAACGGAGAGGAUUCGUUUACUACACAAUGGGUCAAAUUAGAGAAGUAGCGAAGCACUUUUAUCACAAGGAGAUGAAAAUCAUAUUAGUAAAGGAGGAAAUUCUUUUUGAUAUGGUGCACGUUACGUUUAAUUGUGUGUUUGAUAACCGAGCUUUUUGUUUAGCAUCGUUAGUGAUGACACGAGAGGAGAAGCACCUUCCGGUUAGCGCAGUGGCUCUCUUUGAAAUUUUUCCAUUUUGUAUGGUAUUUAGGUAAGUAAAUGUUUGUUUAUGAAUAUUUAUGUAAGAGCUGCGAGUUUUAUGAUAGCAGUUCAAGACCAGAUCACUCC
Photinus pyralis (common eastern firefly) is the source of this 643-nucleotide messenger RNA. Its product is annotated as soluble guanylate cyclase 88E-like. The coding region runs from base 1 to 570 and encodes 189 amino acids. Gene Ontology annotation, biological process: response to oxygen levels; nitric oxide-cGMP-mediated signaling. Gene Ontology annotation, cellular component: guanylate cyclase complex, soluble. Gene Ontology annotation, molecular function: oxygen sensor activity; guanylate cyclase activity; heme binding. The transcript is spliced from 3 exons. Lineage: Eukaryota; Metazoa; Arthropoda; Insecta; Coleoptera; Lampyridae. The record is from RefSeq and is a predicted model, not a curated record.